This is a messenger RNA of Erigeron canadensis, 1664 nucleotides long. RefSeq names its product mitogen-activated protein kinase 7-like. Gene Ontology annotation, cellular component: nucleus; cytoplasm. Gene Ontology annotation, molecular function: ATP binding; MAP kinase activity. Gene Ontology annotation, biological process: intracellular signal transduction; protein phosphorylation. The record is from RefSeq and is a predicted model, not a curated record. The transcript has 3 exons. NCBI's taxonomy places the organism in Eukaryota, Viridiplantae, Streptophyta, Magnoliopsida, Asterales, Asteraceae. Bases 373 to 1491 code for a protein of 372 amino acids.
CUAUAUAUAUGCCUAAUUUCAACUUGUUGAGUUGAGUGGGUAGAGAUCCUCUCAUAUAUUACAACCACUUUAGUCUAUAUAUAAACAUUUACUCAAUAUAUAUAUUCUUGCCUUAUGCAACUUCCCAGAAAUAUUGGACAUGAUAAUUCUUUAAAAUGUCGACAGAAUUUCUGUGAAAAGAUUUUGAGCCGAAAGUGUUGGAUUCCAGACAUUUUCUUUUGCUUUUGUCUUAAGGAAAAGCAAACAAAGUGUCUGAAACUGAGGAUUUGGAAAGCUUGAGGAAAUAGCAAAGUCAGGCGCUUUGUUGUUUUUUUGUAUCUUAAUAUUUCUUUUUCAGGAUUUGAAGAAGAUCCAUCUAUAGCAAGAAGGGACAUGGCAACAUAUGUUGAACCACCAAAUGGAUUUCAGCAAGCAGGGAAGCAUUAUUACACGAUGUGGCAAACGUUGUUUGAAAUCGAUACCAAAUACAUACCGAUCAAACCAAUAGGCAGAGGAGCGUAUGGGGUCGUGUGUUCUUCUUUUAAUCGUGAAACAAACGAGAAAGUUGCUAUCAAGAAGAUUAAUAAUGUGUUUGGUAACCCAACUGAUGCUGUAAGAACUCUGAGGGAGUUGAAGCUUCUUCGACAUAUUAAGCAUGAAAAUGUGAUUGGGUUAAAAGAUGUCAUGUUUCCAAUUUAUAGAAACAGUUUCAAAGAUGUGUAUCUUGUUUAUGAGUUGAUGGAUACUGAUCUUCAUCAUAUUAUCAAGUCUCCACAACCCCUAUCCAAUGAUCACUGCAAAUUCUUCUUGUUUCAGUUGCUUCGAGGUCUAAAGUAUCUUCACUCUGCCAACGUACUUCACCGAGAUCUUAAGCCUGGAAAUCUCUUAGUCAAUGCAAACUGUGAGCUCAAAAUAUGUGAUUUUGGUCUUGCACGAACUAGCCAGGGUAGUGAACAGUUUAUGACAGAAUAUGUUGUCACACGUUGGUACCGGGCACCCGAGCUUCUCCUUUGUUGUGACAACUAUGGAACCUCAAUAGACGUCUGGUCUGUUGGAUGCAUAUUUGCUGAAAUUCUGGGUAGGAAACCGCUUUUCCCAGGGACUGAAUGCCUCAGCCAGCUGAAACUAAUAAUCAACUUUUUAGGAAGCCAAAACGAUGACGAUAUUACCUUUAUUGAUAACACAAAAGCUAGAAGGUACAUUAAAACGCUUCCGUUCACUAGAGGGAUAUCUCUUUCUUCUUUAUACCCUUUUGCCGAUCCUUUAGCUCUAGACUUGCUAAAAAGGAUGCUUGUAUUUGACCCGACAAAAAGGAUUACUGUGACUGAGGCUUUGCACCACCCCUAUAUGGCGGGCUUGUUUGACCCCAGUCAAAAUCCGCCAGCCAGUGUGCCUAUAAAUUUGGACUUUGAUGAAAAUAUGAACGAAGAAAUGAUCAGAGAGGAGAUGUUGAGGGAAAUGUUACAUUAUCAUCCUGAAGCUGCUGCAUAUCCGAUGAUGAUUCAAAGAUAGCCAUGGGCUAACUCUAUAUAUAGAAAGACUUGUCAGUUUUGUUUACUGAACUAUAUUAAGGCAUCCAUAAACAUUGUGGUAUUCAAAUGUUUUGGUUUUUGUUCCAAUUUGGAUUCUACAUAUCUAUAUUACGAUAUGGGUUUUACUCGUGACGGCCCUAUAGUUUGUCAUUA